AUGACUCGCUUGUGUACAACUCCAUUUUGGAAUAAUUCUAUAACAAAAGCACCAUAUCCUUAUUUAACUGAAUGCUUUCGUGAUACAGCUUUACAAUGGUUUCCAAUCGGAAUUUUUUGGUUAAUUUUACCAUUAUGGAUGUGGAUGUUACAUAAAAGAAAAAUUCAACCAAAACCAUUGCCUAUUUCAAGUUUAUUCAUUAUUAAAAUGGUUUUCACUAUUCUAUUUCUUCUUGUUCAAAUUGUUCGUAUUAUUUAUUAUACAUUACAAUUAGAUACAGAAAAAAGUCAAGCUAAUAUGAUAAGUCCAAUUUUAUAUACAAUAACAUUAUUAGUUAUUCUUUGGUUAAUGAAUUAUGAACGUCUUAAAGGUAUGUUUUGUUCGGGUUUACUUUUUGGCUUUUGGUUAUUAGUUUUUUUGACAAUAAUACCGGAUGUUAUCGAUUACUCAAUUGAAUAUCAACAACGAAAUAAAUCAAGACGUAUCUUAAACGAAGUUAUUCGUGUUUGGCUUCAUAUUAUUCUUGCAUUUGGCUCAUUUAUUUUACAUUGUUUAGCAGAAAAAUAUCAUUUUUCUAAAUUAGCUGCCGAUGAAAGGCCAAUUGUACCUGAAUUAUAUAAAAGUUUUCCAUCUCGUUUAACUUUCGGGUGGGUAACACCACUUAUUAUUCGUGGUUAUAAACAAUCAUUAACUGAAGAAGAUUGUUGGGAAUUGGAAAUAUCAGAACGAGCUGUUAAUGUUGUUCAUCGUGUACAAGCUUGUUUCGAAGGAAAAAUCAAUCAAGCAAAAGCCAUAGCUUAUGAACAGAGUAAAAUUUGGAAUAAAAAUUAUACUUCUAAUAGCAACAAAAUUCAAGAUGAAGAUCAAGAUUUACCAUCGAUUGAAAUAAAAGGGACACCAGCAAAAACUCGAAAACCAACUAUUUUUUGGCGUGCUCUCUUUGCAGCAUAUAAAGGCAAACUUAUUGCUGGUGGUUUGUUAAAACUUGUUCAUGAUCUUUUACAAUUUAGUGGACCGAUGAUUCUCAAAGAAGUUCUUACUUUUUUUAAUGAUCCAACAGCACCAACAUGGCUCGGGAUAUUUUAUGCUGUUCUACUUGGUGCAACUGUUCUUUGUCAAACAUUAUUUUUACAAGCUUAUUUUCAUCGACAAUAUAUUGUUGGUCUUCGAUUUCGUUCAGCUAUAACUGGACUUAUAUAUCGAAAAAGUUUAAAAUUAUCAAAUUCAGCUAAACAAGGAACAACAACAGGAGAAAUUGUUAAUUUAAUGUCAAUUGAUGCAUCACGUUUUGGUGAUAUAACUUCAUAUAUUCAUGUUUUAUGGUCUGGACCAUUUCAAAUUUGUCUUGCACUUGUAUUACUUUAUCGACAAAUGCAAUUAGCAAUUAUACCUGGUGUUCUUUUAUUAAUUCUUGUAAUUCCAUUUAAUUUAUUUUUACAACGAAUUAUAAAGAAAUUAGCAACAAAACAAAUGGUAUUAAAAGAUCAUCGAAUAAAAAUGAUGAAUGAAGUUCUUAAUGGAAUAAAAGUUUUAAAAUUAUAUGCAUGGGAAUUAGCAUUUAUUCGACGAUUAAAUGAUAUACGAGAAAAAGAACUUAGUUGUAUACGUCGAAAAGCUGUUCUAAAUGCAAUGUCAAGUGCAGUAUGGGCAUUUGCACCAAUUCUUGUAUGCAUUGCAACAUUUGCUACAUAUGUAUUAUCAUCAGAGAAUAAUAUUUUAACAGCUGAAAAAGCUUUUGUUUCAUUAGCAUUAUUUAAUUUACUUCGAUUUCCACUUGUGGUAUUUCCGACUGUUGUUAAUAGUAUUAUUGAAGCUAGGGUAUCAAAUAAACGUAUACAAAAAUUUUUAAACAAUGAAGAAAUUGAUGAAUAUGCUGUCAAUAGAACAUCUAUCGAUUCUGAUGGCAAUAUAAUAAAAAUUGAGAAUGGUUCAUUUCGAUGGUCAAAUUCAAUUGAUGAUCCAAUUAUAUUAAAAAAUAUUAAUCUUAAAAUUCGUCAAGGUUCACUUGUUGCUCUUAUUGGAUCAGUUGGUUCAGGUAAAACAAGUAUAUUAUCAGUUUUACUUGGUGAAAUGAAUAAAAUUACUGGACAAGUUGAUGUUAAUGGAACAAUAGCUUAUGUACCACAAACAGCAUGGAUUUUAAAUGCAACACUUAAACAGAAUAUUUUAUUUGGAAAAGUUUUUAAUCAAAAAUUAUAUAAUCAAGUUAUUGAAGCAUGUGCAUUAAAACCUGAUUUUGAUAUAUUACCACAAAGAGAUGAAACAGAAAUUGGAGAAAAGGGAAUUAAUCUAUCCGGUGGACAAAGACAACGAGUUUCUUUAGCUCGAGCUUUAUAUAGUGAAGCAGAUAUUUAUCUACUUGAUGAUCCUUUAUCAGCUGUUGAUGCACAUGUUGGUGCUCAUAUAUUUAGAACGGCUAUUGGACCAAAUAGUUUACUAAAAACAAAAACUCGUCUUUUAGUAACACAUGGUGUAGCACAUUUACAUAAAUGUAAUGAAAUAGUUGUUGUUUCACGUGGUGAAAUUGUUGAUCAUGGACCAUAUGAUGAAUUAAUGAAUAAAAGUAAAAUUUUACGUGAUCUUGUAUAUGCAAUUGUUACGGAAGGAAAUGAACGAAGAGCAAGUGAUGCAGAUGCUAGAACUCCACCAACAUCUCCAAUUGAGAUCAGUGAAAAUAUCUUCAAAACAAUUGGAGAUAAAGCUCAAAAUGAAACAAUAAAAUCAGCAACAAUUGAAAUACCUUCAAAUGAAUUAAAAGAAAAAAAAGAUAAACUUAUUCAAAAAGAAACUGUUGAAACUGGUUCAGUUAAAUUAAAUGUAUUUCUUACGUAUAUUCAUGCAUGUACAAUGCCAAUGGUUUUAUUAAUAUUUAUUUUAUUUUCAUUAACAACACUUACAUCAUUAAGUACAAAUAUAUGGUUAUCAAGAUGGACAGAUCGAUCUAAAAAUGAAACAAUAUCAACUAAUGAUACAUCAUCAUCAUCAUCAAUGAGUAAAAUCCAUGGUUUAACAAUUUAUUCAAUAUUAGGUUUUUGUCAAGGAUUUGUGGCUUUUUCUUUGCAAUUUUUCGUUUAUUUUGCUGCUUAUGCUGCUAGUAGAAAAUUACAUUCUUCUAUAUUAUUUGGUGUAUUACGUGCACCAAUGGCUUUUUUUGAUACAACACCAAUCGGUAGAAUAAUCAAUCGCUUUGCUAAAGAUAUUGAUGCAAUUGAUUCAUCUUUACCUACUUCAUUUUCCUCAUCAUUUACUACAUUAGCACAUGUAUUAAUAACGAUUAUUAUACUUAUAUAUGGAUCAUGGCUUGCCAUUUGUGCAUUAAUACCGCUUGCUAUAGUUUUUUCUUUUAUUCAGCGUGUUUAUGUAGCAUCUUCAAGACAACUUCGACGUCUUGAUUCAAGUACACGUAGUCCUGUUUAUUCAAAUUUUGGAGAAACAAUUCAAGGACUUAGUUCAAUUAGAGCUUACAAUGUACAACAACGUUUCAUUGAUAUAUCAGAUCGAUUACUUGAUAGAAAUCAAUCAUGUUAUUUAGCUAGUUGUAUUACUAAUAGAUGGCUUGCAGUACGUUUAGAAGCAAUUGCCAAUGCAUUAACAUUAUGUACAGCUUUAUUUGCUGUUCUUAUGCGUUAUCGUCUUACAGCAGGUAUUGUUGGUUUAACAAUAACUUAUGCAAUGCAAAUAACUCAAACACUUAAUUGGCUUGUUCGUAUGGCAAGUGAUAUUGAAACAAAUAUUGUUAGUGUUGAACGUGUUAAUGAAUAUGCUGAAUUAAAACCAGAAGCUCCAUGGGAUAUACCAGAAAAGAAACCACCAAUUGAUUGGCCAACAACUGGAGAAAUUCAAAUUAAUAAAUUAUCAACAAAAUAUCGUGAAAAUUUAGAAUUAGUUCUUCAAGAUAUAACAGUUAAUAUUCAACCAGGAGAAAAAAUUGGUAUUAUUGGACGUACAGGUAGUGGAAAAAGUAGUUUUUGUAUUACAUUAUUUCGUAUAAUUGAACCAACAAAUGGUGAAAUAAUUGUUGAUAAUAUUGAUAUUCGUCAUAUUGGUUUACAUGAUCUUCGAUCAAAAAUAACCAUUAUUCCACAAGAUGCAGUUAUUUUUGCUGGAACAGUACGAUUUAAUGUUGAUCCAUUUGGUAAUUAUAGUGAUGCAGAAAUUUGGACAGCAUUAGAAUUAGUACAUUUAAAAGAACGUCUUAGAUCAAUGGAAAAUGGUCUUUCACAUUUAUUAACUGAAGGUGGAGAAAAUUUAAGUGCUGGUGAAAGACAAUUAUUAUGUAUGGCAAGAGCUUUAGUACGAAAGAGUAAAAUUUUUGUACUUGAUGAAGCAACAGCUGCUAUUGAUAUGGAAACUGAUCGAUUAAUACAAAUGACAAUUCGAUCAGCUUUUAAAAAUGCAACAGUAAUAACUAUUGCACAUCGACUUCAUACAAUUUUAGAUAGUACAAAAAUUCUUGUUUUAUCUAAUGGUCGUUUACAAGAAUAUGAUGAACCAAAACGUUUAGCAGCAAAUCCAGAAUCUGCUUUUGCUAAAUUAUUACGUGAUGCACGCAUCAAUUUAUUUACUGUGAAUCCAAACUUAGAAAAAAACUGA
Molecule: messenger RNA, 4593 nt
Organism: Rotaria sordida
Lineage: Eukaryota; Metazoa; Rotifera; Eurotatoria; Philodinida; Philodinidae
Source: the annotation of a GenBank genome assembly